CGUGAGAGAAAAUAUUAAGAGCCAGCGGAAAGAGCUCUCCUCGCCCUCUCGUCCCCUUUAUCCUCUCACCCACUCCUCCAAAAGAGGCUUCAGCUCUCCUUUUCUCUCCUUCUAAUCUCAAUUCUAUUCCUAAUCCCUUGUAUCGAGAGUUUUUAUUGUUUGUUUAUUAGAGGUCUUUUGAGCUUUUUUUAUGUUGAGAAUGGAAGGGAAAGCGGGGAUUUUUGCCUGAUUUAGCACUGGAGGCUCUGUUGUUGUGAUUUUUUUUGUUCCCGCAGUUUUUUUGGGGUCGGCAAUGGCGUCGGAGGGGCUAUUUUCGAUAUCGGUGGCUUCUGUGGUGGAGGAUGUUCUCAAGCAGCACGGGACGAGGCUGAGCGACGUGGAUUUGGCUUCGAGGAAGGCGGAGGAAGCUGCGGCAAGAAGGUAUGAAGCAGCUGGGUGGCUGAGAAAGGUGGUUGGUGUAGUCCUUGCAAAGGAUUUGCCAGACCAACCUUCAGAGGAAGAAUUCAGGCUUGGAUUGAGAAAUGGGUUGAUUCUUUGCAAUGCACUCAACAAGGUUCACCCUGGUGCAGUGCCAAAGGUGGUUGUAAAUCCAGGAGACUCAGUUCUUCGCCCAGAUGGUGCAGCCCUAUCGGCUUACCAGUAUUUUGAGAAUGUAAGGAACUUUCUUGUGGCUGUGCAAGAGAUUGGUCUUCCUUUGUUUGAGGCUUCUGACUUGGAGCAGGGAGGGAAAAGUGCCAGGAUUGUGGACUGCGUUCUGGCUCUCAAAUCCUAUGGUGAAUGGAAACAAAUGGGCGGCCAUGGUUCUUGGAAAUAUGGUGGGAAUUCUAAACCUUCCAACUUAGGGAAAAAUUUCUUGAGGAAAAAUCCGGAAUCUUUCAAGAAUUCCUUGUUAAGGAGUCAGUCAAUGAAUGAGAAUGAUGUUUUAUGUGUGGAGCAUAAUUUAAGUGGCGACAUUUCAAUUGAAUCCAGUGAAAUGACUUCUUCGCGUCCACUGAGUAUGCUUGUACAUGCGGUCCUAUCCGGCAAGAGGCCUGAAGAAGUUCCACAGCUUUUAGAGUCUAUGUUAGGUAAAGUAAUGGAAGAAUUUGAGCACCGCAUAGCAAGCCAAAACGAGCUGGUGAAAACAGCUCUGAAGGGUCUUGCUGACAACAGUAAAUCUUUUUGCAAACAAAAGGUUUCAAUAGAUCCCCCCUCUGCUUCUUGUGAGAUGAAGAUGGAGAAGGAGGAAAUUACUUUCAUGAGGUCAAAGAAAGAGGGCUAUGUUCGUAAGAAUGUGAAAGAAGAAGAGGCAUCAAAAGAGAAGAUUUUGAAGCAACAUAAGAUAUUUGAGCAACAACAAAGAGAUAUUCAGGAAUUGAAACGUACUCUUCAAAUUACAAGAGCUGGUAUGGAGUUCGUGCAAAUGAAGUACUCUGAGGAAUUCAGUAAGCUUGGAAAGCAUCUUCUCAGCGUUGCUCAUGCAGCUUCAGGUUAUCACAAAGUACUUGAAGAAAACAGAAAGCUAUACAAUCAAGUGCAAGAUCUGAAGGGAAGUAUCAGGGUCUAUUGCCGAGUUAGACCCUUCCUACCUGGACAACUAAGUAGUAGCACUAUUGGUUGUAUCGAUGAUGGAACUAUCACAAUCCUCACCCCUUCAAAGAAUGGAAAAGAAGGACGUAGAUCUUUCAAUUUCAACAAAAUUUUCAGUCCAUCAGCAACCCAAGAGGAGGUAUUCUCAGAUACACAGCCUCUGAUUCGAUCUGUUCUUGAUGGUUAUAAUGUUUGUAUAUUUGCAUAUGGCCAAACUGGAUCAGGGAAAACAUAUACUAUGAGUGGGCCUAGGAAUCUGAAUGAGCAAACACAGGGAGUGAAUUAUAAGGCACUGAGUGACCUAUUUAAACUCUCAGAACAAAGAAGGGGCGCAUUUUAUUAUGAAAUCUCUGUUCAAAUGAUUGAAAUUUACAAUGAGCAAGUGAGAGACCUUCUUGUCAGUGAUGGUCUUAACAAAAGAUUAGAAAUUCGUAAUAGUUCCCAGAAAGGACUUAAUGUGCCUGAUGCAAACUUAGUCCCUGUUAUGUCAACAUCUGAUGUCAUUGAACUAAUGAACAUUGGGCAGAAGAACCGUGCUGUGGGUGCUACAGCAUUGAAUGACCGUAGCAGCCGUUCUCAUAGUUGCUUGACUGUUCAUGUUCAAGGAAGAGAUAUGACAUCUGGAACGAUCCUUCGGGGAUGCAUGCAUUUAGUUGAUCUUGCAGGCAGUGAAAGAGUUGAUAAAUCUGAGGCCACGGGAGAAAGGCUAAAAGAGGCGCAACAUAUAAACAAAUCGCUCUCAGCUCUAGGGGAUGUAAUAUCUGCUCUUGCCCAGAAGAACUCGCAUGUUCCUUACAGAAAUAGUAAACUCACGCAAUUGCUUCAAGACUCUCUUGGUGGGCAAGCAAAAACAUUGAUGUUUGUCCAUAUAAGUCCUGAAAUGGAUGCUGUUGGAGAAACGAUUAGCACGCUCAAAUUUGCUGAGCGGGUUUCUACUGUUGAACUUGGUGCUGCUCGAAUAAAUAAAGAAAAUGGAGAAGUUAAAGAGCUCAGGGAGCAGAUAGCCUGUCUUAAAGCAGCAUUAGCAAGGAAAGAAGGAGGAUCAGAGCAUCUUCAGAAUAUAAUACCAAAUCCUGACAUGCUCAACAUGAAGGCACCAUCACCUGUAAACUCAAAUCGGCGGCAUGGUGAAGAGUAUUUAAAUAAUCAAACUAACCGCAGACAGCCUAUGGAGGAUGUUGGAAACAUAGAGAUGUGGAGUAAACCUUCAUUGAAACAAAAGAAACCAAGCUUUGAUCUCCAAGAGUUGUUAAUGGCAAAUGAUUCCCCUUGGCCAGACAGCAAUCCCAGAACAAUUUUUCAGAUGGGAGAAGAUAAAGAAAGUGUUCCUGGAGACUGGGUUGACAAGGUCAUGGUGAACAAGCAUGAGGCUGUGAUCAGAGAUGAUGAUUCCUUAAGGGAUUGGGAAGGAGAUAGGGCACCCCUGCCUGACUUUUUUUACCAAAGGUAUAUUUCCGAUGUGGGAGCUUAUCCAGAACAAUACCUCAGGAAUGCCACUAGGAGAAAAGAUAGUCAUGAUUUUGAUAUGCAAAGAAGCCGGUUUUAUUCUGUGGGCACUGAUGAUUCAGAUGAUUUAGACAUUGCAACAAGUGAUUCUUCAGAAGCGGACACUUUAUGGCAAUUCAAUCUCCAAAAUGUUAAUACUGCAGUUAAUGAAGGUGGGUCAAGGAUCAAAAAACCUCAACAAAAGCCAACAAAUAGCCCAGAUAUAAGAACUCCAAACCAUGCACACCUCCCUUCGCCAUCCAGGAAAGUGUCGAACGGGUCUAAUCGGACAGGGAGGCAGCCUAAUUCUAUCAGCAGCGAUGGGAAACGGACUUCAUCUGGUGGGAAAAUGAACAAUGCGAAGUAAGGACGGUUCUUGAAAGGAUGCUGCGUGUUUCCUGGCUUUCUUUUUAGAUUUUCAUGAUAGAUCGAGGGCCUUGUCCUCGAGUAUGGUAAUGAGUGCCAAUAACCCCAGUUGCUUGGAUUGGUUUGGUGGUUGUAGUGAAGGGUGGUGGGAGUCCUACCACACCCUCUUUGCUUUUGCUUCAAGUGGUCGACAUGUAUCAUUUUCAGAUGACCAUUCUUUAUCUGCCAUGUUCAUAAUUCAUAAAGGAAAGGAAAAGAAAAAGUUGGAAGAAGAAGAAAUGCAAAAGAAGAGAUGGUUCUGCACA
Phoenix dactylifera (date palm) is the source of this 3725-nucleotide messenger RNA. RefSeq names its product kinesin-like protein KIN-14F. Gene Ontology annotation, biological process: microtubule-based movement. The record is from RefSeq and is a predicted model, not a curated record. Gene Ontology annotation, molecular function: ATP binding; microtubule motor activity; microtubule binding. Gene Ontology annotation, cellular component: microtubule cytoskeleton. NCBI's taxonomy places the organism in Eukaryota, Viridiplantae, Streptophyta, Magnoliopsida, Arecales, Arecaceae.